Pomacea canaliculata is the source of this 5621-nucleotide messenger RNA. RefSeq names its product probable G-protein coupled receptor. Gene Ontology annotation, biological process: G protein-coupled receptor signaling pathway. The record is from RefSeq and is a predicted model, not a curated record. Gene Ontology annotation, cellular component: plasma membrane; endosome; signaling receptor complex. Bases 2196 to 3587 code for a protein of 463 amino acids. The transcript is spliced from 2 exons. NCBI's taxonomy places the organism in Eukaryota, Metazoa, Mollusca, Gastropoda, Architaenioglossa, Ampullariidae. Gene Ontology annotation, molecular function: G protein-coupled receptor activity.
CAGGGGCAGUGCCAGAAUUAUCGGACGAUAAUUAGUCAUCAGUGCAAAGUUAUGUUGAAUGUUGAAGGCGAUACAGAGCGGCCUCCCAUCGAUGGCGUAGGCUUUAAUUUGCUUGCAGAAGAGCAGGCCAGCUUCAAAGCGGGUAACAGUCGUAUCCUGAUCGAAAAAAACACCUUUAUGUUAUUUUUCCAAAUAGUUGCUGCUAAUUGGAACUCACUUCUGGGUAACAUUAAAUAUGCAAAUAAAUUAGAAUAGCUCCAAGAGUUCACAAAUAUACAAACCACACAUCAUCACAAGUCCUUCGUCUGUCUCUAGGGAAUAAUACCAAAAAAAGGCUUCACCUCCAUUAGCGGGCGUGAUUCAGAGGCCGCGGCGGUACACGCAUGAUAAUCGACCUCUGCAUGCUCACUGCUACAGAUAUCUACCCAUUAACAGAUUCCUCACAGAUCGAAAAUGUAGGAUAUUUAUAGUUAUAUUAUUUAUAGCUAUAUUAUUUUAUUAUAUUGCUCGUCGAUGACCUAGACGCCAGUAUUGUUUCAAGGUAAAAUGAAGAAUGUCAAGCACCCUCCCUUUCUUUAUCCCCACCUCCUCAAUCGUUCUUGUUCAGCCUCACCCUCUCUUAAACGUGGGAAUGUUACACCUGUAAAAUUAUUCAGACACAAGCAUUGUAAAAGUUUUACCGUAAACAAAUUAAUAACUGUAGUCUUAUAGUCUGUUCACACCGGUAAGCAGUCAUGAGCAGAGACCAAAUGACAGAAUCAUUCAAAAGUUCUUUCAUGUGCUUCUCUUUUAUUCUAAUUAUUUUGCAUUAAAGGGCAAGGCAAGUCAAAGCACAGCUUGCUUUCCCUGUAAAGUACUUUGACUUUUGAUAGGGAACUGUGCGGCUUAGCAAUGAUGACAAAAAGAACUGAAAAAUUUAGCAAACAGAAAAAACAAUCUAAAGCUUGAAAGAGGCGUUUCAAAGUCAAGAUUUCAAUCAAGUCCCUCCCUUUUGUAUUUAAAGCAAGCAAGCACGCACACAAACAUACUUUCACACAAGCACAUGUAUUCAUCUAUCCUCGUAUAUAACACCAUGUUGCUUUGGCUCAGGUGGGACUGCACGUACAAAAGAGCACCAUUAUCAUUUGGUGUAUGUGCAUGUACGCAUGUGUGUGUGUGAGAGAGAGAGAGACAGAGAGAUAGAGAGAGAGAAAUGAGAGCCGUGAGAAAAACACGAUGGUUCUCCAUGUUUAUAGCCACUGUUGUGCACACUACCUGAGGCAAAAUGAAGAUUACCUGCUCUCGAAGCCACGAAAGAGAUGGGGGUGGAAGUAGGGGGCGCUGUGUAAAAAUGCUCAGCUAGGAGACCCGUUAGACCAGUCCACUGUUCCACCCGCUGCAACCUUUUUCAUCCUUUGUCUUAGAACCUGCUGGCUUGUGGUGGUCAGUCGGUGAAAGACAAAGCAUGCUCUCUCAGUCACAGUGACCACUGGCCUUUCCAGCAAAAUUUGGGGAAGAAGAAAUUUAAAUGGUUUUGUGUUGUCCAAAGAUACUGAUAACUCACAUCAGUAUGAGAACCACCGUAAAGAACAUGAAACUGAGCCCAAACUUGAUUGGUCUGUGCUGUUGUUUACAUUUAACAGACUGCCAGAGGUUGAUGAUGUGUUCAUCUUGCAGCUCGACAGUUUCUUUACACUCUGAUACAGACCUCCCAUCGCUGAGUGUCUCUAGUACAGUUUCGAUGUUAGCGCUCACUCAAAAUCUGAAUUAUUUCUGAGGAUUUUAAAAACUCAACAACAAAAGGAUUGGAUAAACGGGAGCUGAGGCAGCUGCAGCAACUGUCUAACAAAUCCCUGCAUUGAGCCAGACACCUAUGAAUGAACAGUGACAACAUACUACAGACUACCGUUGGAUGGUCACAAGGCCCAUCCGGGGCUUCUGGAGCGUGACUGGUCGCCGUGCUGAUCCGAGCCUCAGUUGGAGGUGGACGUGAAGGAUCUGCCCUGGUCGAAAAUGAAAAGAGUAGUGACUUUUCUCCUCUUGCCUACACCACACUGGACUGUCAUGUAGUGUCAGUCCGUUGCAAAACAGAUUUCUAGUGCGUCACACGGGAGUUGUAUGCGGGGGUCUCUCUCUUUCUGUGGAAAACGGAGCGGUGCACGACUGACGGGAAAAAGACUGCCAGCAGGAUUGAGGACAUCACCGCCAACAACUCCAUGACCACUGCCGGCACAACCCUGCUGCAGAGCUCGCCCGGGCAGCAGAGCAGCGAGGUGCCAGCUGCCAGCAGCAGCAAACAAGGACAAGGGGCUGGCCACUAUGCCGCCGUGACGCUGAUGGUGGCCAUCACCUUCCUAACAGUUUGCGGCAACCUCUGCAACUUCGUGGUCAUCACCCGGUCCUGGCAGCUGCGCCACACGCUGUCCAACUUCUUCGUUCUAAGCCUUUUCACUUGCGACUUACUGGCCGGCCUGCUGGUCCUGCCUGCUGCCGCCUACACCUUCGCCGCUGGGGAUAGCGACGCCUGGCCGCUGGGCCCUGCGGCCUGCGACGCCGCUGGCUUCAUGGGCAACUGGCUCACCUUCGUUUCCAUGACGACCAUGGCCUCCAUCGCAGCCGAGCGUUUCUACUGCAUCCGCUGGUCCAUGCACCACGCAGCCAGAAUGAGCGUCCGCGGCACGCUUGGCGUCCUGCUGACCCUGUGGGGGUUGGGGGCGGUACUAGCAGCCUUGCCAUUGGUGGGGCUUAACUCCUACGACUUCCGGCCUAGUCUCUACAAUUGCUCCUUCGACCCAAAGCCGGAGACCGGUCACAUGGCCUAUGUCCUUCUGGUCACCACUAUCUGCUUCCUGAUGCCAGGUGUCUUAAUAAUUGUCAUGUACGGUGGCAUCUUCUGGGUGGCCCACCUGGCUGCCGUGCAGGUGGGUCCUACUCCGCGGAACGAUUCGCUCCCCAGUGCGGUGACCAUUUCGGUGACAGCGACGGAAUCAACCCGCAGCAUGUCUCGUCAGAUUGGUGCAAUCAACACCACCGCUUCGUCCUCAUCUUCCAAUACCAAGCUGUGGAGCCGCCAAUCCGACGCCUCCACCAUAGUCAUGCCCAGCGGCCAUGUCAAGGCCAGCACUCCUUCCAUCGUAAGCGUCCAGCACACCAUGUCACAUGUCCUGCGCACGCACAUCAAGCCAGCUAAAACGGUGCUGCUUAUGGUGGUGCCCUUCAUCUUGCUGUGGGGACCCUUGUUUGUAAUGAACCUGAACGGAGUCCUGGGUGGUUCCCUGGCGGGUAUUCCAUACUUGCUGCUUGCGGCACAGUGGAUGGGAUACAGCUCUUUCGCUCUCAAUCCAUUCCUCUUCGGGUGGAUGAACAAAUCCAUCCGCAAGGAGCUUGUAGCCUUGCUUUGGCUGCUGCGCUUAUACUGCUGCUGCUGCUGCUCUUGUUGUCCCGAGCAGGGAUCGCAGGAGAACGAAGACAUGCAACAGGAUGAAAGGCCGGAGAUGCAGGUCCCUUGUAGGGAAGAGAACUUCAUGGAGUUUCUGGAACGCACCACCAUCCACCAGUGCAACAGUGACAGGCAGCCUGCACCCAAGUGCCGUUUCAGUGUAGACUAAGGUGAGGGCCCAGGCUGAGGAAAGUCGACUUGGACCAGAAUGGACAUUUGGGAGAGAGGAGAUGAACUAAUUUUUAAUCUUCUCCCAGCAUGCUCACUAGUGUGUAUCAUGGUAGUUAGAUCGCCUUGCUUCGGAGCACAAGGUCGCUCCAUUAAAGAGUUGAAAUCCAACAAGGGCAAAACCUGUUUGGACCCCGAUUAGAUCCUCCGCCAACAUCUCGUUUACCCAUCGAAAUGGGUUAGAGGGAGGCAAAGAAAAGGGUGGGUUCCGUCUUCCUCGAUACGGUAAACCUCUUAGGUUUGCUACUCCAUGACUGCCGGACUGUGAGAUUCCAUGGCAUUACAUUCACCUGACUAGUUUCAAUGCUGAUCCCCCUUUCCAGGGAAGGUAAAAAAUUACACAAGCGGAAAAAGUGUCAUGUAUUAAAUGUCAUACCGAAUCUUAGUUGGAACAUUGAACAGUGAAGCUUUUUUUUUUGAAGAGAGAAAAUGGCUUUUUCUCGAAUAUUCCCGAACUUAUUGCCCGAUCUUAAAAUAUACUUGAUUCUUGAGAACUUUGAUAGUUUCUCAACUGCAGGAAGUGAUGUAGGAAGUUCAUGGCCAAGUAUUCUGUGAAGACAAUUAUUAUCAAACCGCAAGAAUAUCAUAAGGUUUUGUCUUCCACUUCCAAAGGCUUUAUCAACAUUUAGACAUUAUAACAGAAAAGUUGAUUGUACGGUUUAAACUACAUGUGAUAAGAAAACUGAACUGAGACAAAAGUGCCAGUAAGUUAUCUAAAAAUACAACUGCACCUUUGCAUUUUCAGUUUGGUUCCAGCUCUCUCUGGAAAGGAGUGAUGGAGUUAUAUGGGGACAAGGCACCAGGGUCGAUAGCUCGGCACGGUCAAAGAUGUAUAAAUCGAGUUCAUGUGUUGCUGGAAUACGCCCUCUACAGAUGCAGACACACUAACUUUGACUUAUUCUCCUUCUAGUGUUUGAGUUGAGCCUCUUUCUACAGAUAGUGGCCGGAAGGCAUGGACCUUAAAGCCUAGAAUCAAUGCUUUCGGACAUGUCAUAAAGAGCAGCAGGAAGGCUAAAUGUUUGUGGGAAGGCAUAUUUUAGGCUUUGAGCACGAUACUAUUUCCUGAAAGUUUGGUAAAUGUCCUUCUCCAUUCUGUUCUCGAGAUAACGCCAACAAACAUGGCAUGGACAAAAAGAGGUUAGCAACAGAUAUCGAAAUUGAACAGAGAUGCUUUUACCUUGUCGAGUUUACUGACAGAAACGAAGUCACGAGGUUUGCGCAUGGGUGUGUGUGUGUUGGAGUGUCUGUGUGUGUGUGUUGAUAUGCAUGUGGUGUGUGUGCUGGUGGCACUUUUCAUAAGCACUUUAGCCGACUGCUUAACUAUCCAAUGCACCUAUCCCCAGCAACUUUUUUUUUCCAUGAUAGGAAUAUGAUCAAACUAAAAUUAACAUUUCUUCAGAAAGAAACGAAGGAAGGAGUUGAAAUAGUACAAAGAUUUGUUAAAAACAAAGCCAUGAUAAUAAAGAAUUGAAGAAUAAGACAGAUGGUGACUUGAUAACUACCAGACAAAAAUAAAGAUCCAUACACUAUACAGGCAAAUACAAGAGCCGUUAUUACAGGAGCAAGCAGAUGGAGUGAUUAAUACUGUACUCAGUUCCUCAGAUGGACUUAGGAGUGUACUUGGCUGUUCUACAUCCACACGAUUUUAACAAGCUAACAGAAUUAUGCAUUCAUGCCGACUGUAAAAUAUUGAGAGAAGUCGCUGCUUUCUUGAUGGCAAUAAAGCCAUACAUUCAUAGCUAUGAAUGAACUAUUUAUUCAAAGCUUAUAUGCGAGUAAUAUUUAUCAUAUAGGACCAGCUUAUGCUGUACUUUUCUGAUCAGGGAACGGCCUUUAAAUUAAAACUUAACAUACCUCUGGUGUCCACUGAGGAGCUAGACCACUGAAGUGUAUGCUGCUGGGGAUGACCAUAGUUUUGUGAGUAGUCUACACACCACAGACUGACAUUUUAUUGCAUCACAGUUUGGGACUAGGA